Molecule: messenger RNA, 5081 nt
Organism: Etheostoma spectabile (orangethroat darter)
Lineage: Eukaryota; Metazoa; Chordata; Actinopteri; Perciformes; Percidae
Product: WD repeat-containing protein 47
Exons: 16
Coding region: 364-3015 (883 amino acids)
Molecular function (GO): protein binding
Source: RefSeq, a predicted model, not a curated record
UUUUUGUCAAUAUAUUUCUUACUAUUUAGUUACAUUUAGAGUGACACUAACCUAACCAUCUUAAUGCCCCUUUCCCUUGUUACAGUGGGUUGAAGGUGUGACCGCAGGGCGUCAUCACCACAGUGGAUUGGUGAUUUGCGGCUGCGUCCGCAUGGCAACCGCGAGCUGUGUACAAGUAAGAAGGUAGAAGGGACCUUUCUGUUGACGCUGACUGAUAUCCACACCGACAGCGCUUUCCUGUCCUCUUAUUCGUGGAUACUGAUACAUUUUGGAGACUGCAGACGGAUAGGAGCGACUUUAAUGCGGCGUGUUGUUGGCGCAGACUGACAGCCAGCUGUACGCUGCCACCAUAGACCUGUAAUCAUGACGGCAGACGAGACGAUCAGCAUCAAGGAGGCAGAGGUGAUCAAGGUGAUGCUGGACUUCCUGAACUCCAGGAAGCUGCACAUCAGCAUGCUGGCCUUGGAGAAGGAGAGCGGAGUCAUUAAUGGUCUCUACUCUGACGACAUGCUCUUCCUCAGGCAACUCAUUCUUGACGGCCAGUGGGAGGAGGUGAUGCAGUUCAUUCAACCUCUAGAAGGAAUGGAGAAGUUUGACAAGAAGAGGUUCCGCUACAUCAUCUUGAAGCAGAAGUUUCUGGAAGCUCUAUGUGUAAAUAAUGCCAUGUCUGCUGCUGAAGACCCUCAUAAUCUGGAGUUCUCCAUGCAAGCGGCAGUCAAGUGCCUCAACAGUCUGGAGGAGUUCUGUCCAACCAAGGAUGACUACAGCAAGCUGUGUCUCCUCCUCACCCUGCCACGUCUCACCCACCACGCAGAGUUCAAAGACUGGAACCCGAGCACGGCACGUGUCCACUGUUUCGAGGAAGCCUGUGCUAUGGUAGCUGAGUUUAUCCCUGCAGACAGGAAGCUGAGCGAGGCAGGGUUCAGGGCGAGCGGGAACCGCCUCUUCCAGCUGCUCAUCAAAGGGAUUCUUUAUGAAUGCUGUGUUGAGUUCUGUCAGAGUAAAGCAACUGGUGAGGAGAUCACAGAGGGUGAGGUGUUGCUCGGCGUGGAUUUGCUUUGCGGGAAUGGCUGUGAUGAACUGGACUUGUCCCUGCUCUCCUGGCUGCAGAACGUCUCUCCAGGUGCCUUUUCCUGCGCCUUCCAGCAAAAGACCCUUAACAUCCAUGUAGACCGUCUGGUGAAGCCCAGCAAGGCUGGCCACGCCGACCUCCUCACUCCAUUAAUCAACCGCUUGUCACCCUGCCCUACCUCACCCUUUCGCCAGAGGCCACAUUCAGCGGACACCUACAUGUCCAGAUCUCUCAACCCGGCGUUGGACGGCCUGUCCCAUGGUCUGGCAGCCCAGGACAAGAGAGGCAUGGAGGCGAACAUGAAGUCUGCCCUCAGUCGGAGCCUAGUGGAGAACAACGUGCAUCAACAGGACGAUUCACCUGAAAAGAAGCAACCACAUGGGCUGGAUGGACCCCACACCACACGCACUCCUCUGACUCCUGGAAAGGAUGGUGGGCCACCCUGCAGCGCGGAAACAAAUGAGCAUCCUGACUCCACAGAGUACAUCCAGGAGUAUUACAGGCAGCGUCUCCGCGUACAGCAGCAUCUGGAGCAGAAGCAGCAGCAGAGACAGCUCUACCAGCAAAUGCUGCUAGAGGGAGGCGUGAAGCCGCCAAACGGAGCCAAAAACAACCUCACUGAGACCUUCCUCAGUAGAUCCAUUCAGAAGUUGGAGGAGAUGAACAUGGGCAUUGGAGAUGAGGUGAUGUCACAGUGGAAUGGACUGACAGGGAACGCCAGCACAUCCAGUCCCAGAACCACCGACACCCGCCACACCCCGGACACCGGGCCGCCAAGGGACAAGCCAGGUGGAAGGGUCAGCAGCACCCCGUCAGGGGCCGGGAGCCACGGCUUGCCUUCCCUCAGCGAGUCCCCAGUCCCUGCCAGUCAGAGUGCUGAGAGAAUCAGAGGGUCUUGUUCCACAGUCCAAGAUGAUUCUGGCUGCUCUACGACACGUAACUCCCAAGAGCCGGGGAAGUCCAAAGCACAGUUUGUUAGAGUGAACCAGCUCGAGGACACACAGGCGGUGCGUGCAGUAGCCUUCCAUCCCUCUGGAGCACUCUAUGCUGUCGGCUCCAACUCCAAAACCCUGAGAGUCUGUGGCUACCCAGAAGCCCUGACCACCAGUGGUUCUGGUGCAGUCAAGCAGCCGGCGGUGCGCUUCAGGAGGAACAAACACCACAAGGGCUCAAUCUACUGUGUAGCCUGGAGCCACUGUGGACAGCUGUUGGCUACUGGCUCCAAUGAUAAAUAUGUCAAAGUCUUGCCUUUCAAUGCAGACAGCUGUAAUGCCACAGGCCCAGACCUGGAGUUCAGCAUGCAUGAUGGUACCAUCAGGGACCUGGCCUUCAUGGAGGGCCCUGAGAGUGGAGGAUCCAUCUUGAUCAGUGCCGGGGCCGGAGACUGUAACAUCUACACAACAGACUGUCAGAGAGGACAAGGCCUUCACGCCCUGAGUGGACACACUGGUCACAUUCUGACUCUGUACACGUGGGGAGGGUGGAUGAUCGCCUCUGGCUCCCAGGAUAAGACCGUGCGGUUCUGGGACCUGCGGGUGCCAAGCUGCGUCCGGGUGGUGGGCACAACUCUGCACGGCUCAGGAAGUGCAGUUGCUUCGGUGGCAGUGGAUCCCAGCGGCCGCCUGCUGGCCACGGGUCAGGAGGACAGUACCUGCAUGUUGUAUGACAUCAAAGGAGGCCGCAUAGUCCAGACGUACCGGCCCCACAGCAGUGACAUCCGCUCGGUGCGCUUCUCACCUGGAGCCCAUCAUCUCCUCACCGGCUCUUAUGACAACAAAAUCAUCAUCAGUGACCUGCAAGGCGACUUAACAAAGCCCCUUCCUCAGACGGUGGCAGGGGAGCACUGGGACAAGGUGAUCCAGUGUAGGUGGCACCCCCAUGACCGGACCUUCAUCUCCUCCUCUGCAGAUCGAACUGUUGUCCUGUGGGCACCGGGCCCCUGAGCUAUUCACUGGAGAAACAGGAAGCAGCAGGAAACAAGAACAACAACAGUGGCCGCACACCCUGUGUGUGUGUGGUGGUGUGUGUGUGUGUGUGUGUGGGUGUGUGUGUGUGUGUGUGUGUGUGUGUGUGUGUGUGUGUGUGUGUGUGUGUGUGUGUGUGUGUGUGUGUGUGUGUGUUGUUGUGGUGUGGUGUGUGGUUGUGUUGUGUGUGUGUGUGUGGUGUGUGUGUGUGGUGUGCAAAUGCACAUUCUAAAAUGUGUGUAUAUGUGGUAAGGAAAAACAAUAAAGGAAAUAAUAAAGAAUAUUUGCAAACGCUGUUGAAAGAGGAAACAUGGAACUUUAGAGUUAAGUCUCUAUUUAGAAUUCAUGUAAGGUCCAGUACCAAUUUUGUGUGUGUCUGUGUGUGUUUGCUUAAUACCUUUGGGCUUUUGUAGGUAUAAAACAUAAACAUGAACUCUUGGGAGCCUACAAAGAUGUAGUUGUCAAAUAUGUACUUUGAAUAUAGAGAUAAUUGAUAACGCCUGUUCUGAAAGGCAUGAGUAAGUUCCCUGCGAGCACACCUUCAAGGGUUUUUUUUUUUCACACAAUGCCAAACUACCUUUUAAUCAGCUUUAGUUAGAACAUGGUACACACAUGAAGGUCACUUUAGAAAGUAUUUAGAGUUUGGUGCAACAUAAAGCAGUUGCCGUCGCUCUAGUUUUUAUAGGAAGCAGUGAGUUGGACUGUUCGUGUUGUGGAAAGAAGCCAUGUUUGGUUAUGCAUAUCAUAAUGUGCCUUUUAAUAACAUUUGUGGAUGGUUUUGGAUGUGUGAAAAGAUUAAGAGAUUAUUUAUUUAUUUAUUUAUUUAUCUGCAGCUUUAUUUUGGUAUUUACUCAUAUUCCUUGUCCUCUGUAAAUUAAAUUAUUUUUAUGUCACUGUAAUGCAGAAAAUGAAUUGCCCAUUGGUAGUGUUUUUUGGUUUUUUCGCUGUUACUAUUGUGAGAGUUGUUAACGCUUAUCACAAAUGCUGAAGACAGGUUCGGCAUUUUAGUGGCGACGAGACAUUUUUUAAAUGGGUCUCAAACCAAGAAAUUCAUUUUAUUGCUGUGUUCAACACAAACUAAUAGAUACAUUGCAACAUGGGAAUAUGUAAAUGUUUGUUCUGAAGUUUUAGAAACCUGUUUUUGUGAAAUCUGGUAUCAGCACAUUUGAUGUGGAAGUGCUCAGUGCAGGGUUAAUUCAAAGGAUGAGCACAGUAAAAACAAAGCUUACUGCAGUUGUAAAAAGUGAUUGGGUGAGGAAAAAUUGGGUAACGCUUUAUUUGAGGGGAUCUACAUAAGAGUAACAUGAUACUGUCAUGACACAUGAACCCUAACCAUAACUUGUCAUGGCAAAACCAAAUGAUACUUACUAAAAGAAGCGUUAUAUGACUCGUUUGUGACAAAAACAUGACACAAUUGUGACAGUGUCAUUUCACUCUUACGUGGAUACCUUCAAGUAAAGUAUAACUGAAAUAAGAGUAGUUGUGGAAGAGCUCAAUUAGCUGGUCAUAUCACAUCAUUUAUAUUAAACUGGAUUUUAUCACUGGAUUUAUAUCCCCAAAACAAGUUUUUAAAACAAAAUGAUCAAAGAAAUGACAGAAAAUGUUAGCAGGCUAAAGCCGAGUCAUUGGUAUUGAGGCAAAUUAAAGUGAGGAAUGCUGCUGGACUGUCCAAUGUGAAAUGACAAAUCCAGUCAACUCUUUAAAUUUGAUAAACACAGCUCUGAUUUUAUCUUCACUUUUACUGAGCACCUAUGCAUACACCUGAGGGAUGUGAGAGAGAACAGGGUAUUAUGCACAUAUUUUACAUUAUCUGUUGCUCACAAUAGCAAAUUCUGUCAUUUAAAACCUGUGCAGUUUAAAUCAAUGUUUUUGCACACAAAUGUUUAAUGAUGGAACUGCCAAGAGGUCAGUGGGGCGCAAACUGUUAAAAUAAUCAGAAAGUGGCUGUCUAACACCACAUGUUGUGCUUUCGAAUGAAUAAUGGUAUUUUUAAGUUACACUUUGGAGCUGUAAGUUAACUAAUGGAAUAAAGAAACAAAGUGUCA